This is a messenger RNA of Salmo salar (Atlantic salmon), 5945 nucleotides long. RefSeq names its product calcium voltage-gated channel auxiliary subunit beta 3a (gene cacnb3a). Gene Ontology annotation, cellular component: voltage-gated calcium channel complex. Gene Ontology annotation, biological process: calcium ion transmembrane transport. The record is from RefSeq and is a predicted model, not a curated record. Gene Ontology annotation, molecular function: protein binding; voltage-gated calcium channel activity. Lineage: Eukaryota; Metazoa; Chordata; Actinopteri; Salmoniformes; Salmonidae.
AGAGAGAGAAAGAGAGAGGAUGCGACGCAAAUAUACAGGGAUACUCUAUCGAGGGCUAGUAUAGUAUACAUCUUGACCCGAUAUAUAUUUUUUUAUAGUGAUAUAUUUUUCCUUCCUUGAUGCAGAAAAUAUAUUGUGUUUAUCAUACAUCCAUGUAGCUCUCUCGCCCCACACCCUCACACUAUUCUACUACGGUACACCCUCCCUCUUCCACUGCACAUAGAUGUAAUGUUGGUAUCAGCGUUUUUUCCAAUAACCGAUGUCUGUGUGCAUCCCGCCUCCCUGCGCUCUCAAAUAGAUGGUGCAAGUCAAAAUGUCCAAAUCGUCCGCAGACCCACUGCCUGGUGUCGAAACAGGCUCACAGUCUCACCAUUUUCAGCUGCCCAGGAAGUUGCCUAAGAGGAAAAGUCGGUUCAAACGUUCGGAUGGCAGCACAUCCUCAGACACCACCUCCAGCUUCAUCAAAAGACAGGGGUCGGCUGAUUCGUACACCAGUAGACCGUCGGAUUCCGACCUGUCAGCGGAGGAGGACCGCGAGGCGUAUCGGCGUGAAGCCGAGCGCCAGGCCCAGCUCCAACUCGACAGAGCUACGUCUAAACCUGUAGCAUUUGCGGUGAAGACCAACCUGGCUUUCUGUGGCGCUCUGGAUGAGGACUGUCCCGUUCAAGGAGCUGCAAUCAACUUCGAAGCCAAAGACUUCCUGCACAUUAAGGAGAAGUACAACAAUGAUUGGUGGAUUGGUCGUCUGGUGAAGGAGGGGGCAGACAUCACCUUCAUCCCCAGCCCUUUACGCCUGGAGGCUAUGAGACUCAAACACGAGCAAAGGAAAAGAGGGGGGAACUCUUCCUCCAGUCUGGGUGACAUGGUAUCUGGGAGCUGGAGGACAACACCGCCACCUGGUGACAAACCGAAGCAAAAGCAGGAACACAUUCCUCCAUAUGACGUGGUCCCGUCUAUGCGGCCGGUGGUCUUAGUGGGGCCGUCACUGAAGGGGUAUGAGGUGACAGACAUGAUGCAGAAAGCUCUGUUUGACUUCCUGAAACACAGGUUCGACGGAAGAAUCUCCAUCACACGCGUUACGGCAGACCUUUCUCUUGCCAAGAGAUCUGUGCUCAACAAGAGGCCCAUCAUGGAGAGAUCCAAUACUCGCUCCAGCCUGGCCGAGGUCCAGAGUGAGAUAGAGAGGAUAUUUGAGCUGGCCAAAACCCUCCAGCUGGUGGUUCUGGAUGCAGACACCAUCAACCACCCAGCCCAGCUAGCCAAGACUUCCCUGGCCCCUAUCAUCGUCUACGUCAAAGUGUCCUCGCCAAAGGUGCUCCAGAGGCUGAUCAAGUCCCGGGGGAAGUCUCAGAGCAAACACCUGAACGUGCAGAUGAUGGCCGGGGACAAACUGUCUCAAUGCCCCCCUGAGAUGUUUGAUGUCAUUUUGGAUGAGAACCAAUUGGAGGAUGCGUGUGAGCACCUGGCUGAAUACCUAGAGGUCUACUGGCGCGCCACUCAUCUUCCCGACACCACCCCCAUCAACCCGCUAUUAGAGCAGAACCUCAUGACCCCGCCCUCAGCCAACUCUAGCCUACAGACCCAGAAUAAGAACCAGGCCCCAGCGCAGCACAGCAGUGUGGGGGUGGAGGGUGAGGAGGUGGAGGCCCACUCCCCUCUGGAGCAGGACAGCCUGAUGCCGUCUGAAGAAGGCAGCGACUCCCUGUCCCGCGGCCUCCUUGGGGGCCCACGCCUCCAGGGGGACGAGGAGGACGAGGAGCUGGUGGAGGAAUUAGAAGAGGAACUAGAUGAGGAGGAUGAGUUUGAGUCCCCUUGCCACGCCCAAACUUACAGGGACAGGUACCCCCCUCACCGCGGUCACCGCGGGGGCAUCCACAGCACCAACGGGCAUGAAUCACAGGACAGGCUGCUCCAGCGCGAUGCCCAGCAGGGGCACAACCAGCGCAACAACUGCCAACGCAGCCGCCCCUGGCCCCGAGACAACUACUGACAUUUCUAACGUACCCUUGACCCGAGUUAACUACUGACAUCUCUAACGUACCCCUGGCCCUAAAACAACUACUGACAUCUCUAACGUACCCCUGGCCCUCAGACAACUACUGACAUCUCUAACGUACACCUGGCCCCAAGACAACUACUGACAUCUCUAACGUACCCCUGGCCCCAAAACAACUACUGACAUCUCUAACGUACCCCUGGCCCCAAGACAACUACUGACAUCUCUAACAUACCCCUGGCCCCAAAACAACUACUGACAUCUCUAACGUACCCCUGGCCCCCAGACAACUACUGACAUCUCUAACAUACCCCUGGCCCCAAAACAACUACUGACAUCUCUAACGUACCCCUGGCCCCAAGACAAAUACUGACAUCUCUAACGUACACCUGGCCCCAAAACAACUACUGACAUCUCUAACGUACCCCUGGCCCCCAGACAACUACUGACAUCUCUAACGUACCCCUGGCCCCCAGACAACUACUGACAUCUCUAACGUACCCCUGGCCCCCAGACAACUACUGACAUCUCUAACGUAUCCCUGGCCCCAAGACAACUACUGACAUUUCUAACGUAUCCCUGGCCCCAAGACAACUACUGACAUCUCUAACGUGCCCCGGGCCCCCAAGACAACUAGCUAUACCCAAACUACAACUUUGGCCACAAGACACCCACUUGUACACAAUAAGUGUGCUCCUUGUCCCCAACCACUCACCCCAACUAUAAAAACAAUGUAGUACCAAUUGUCCCCAUAACAAUUACUGACUGCUGUGCACAUUACCACCUUCUACAAUCACACACUUCCAGGCUUACGGUUUUACUCAUUCUGAUUAGCUUGGGUCAUGUUAAUCAGAUAAAAGGCUAUAGGUCAACAGGGCUACUCACCUCCACAAUAGCAAGCUAUAACUACUGGCUGUAGGUCAAGUUAAAUUUUAAGAUUCUUUGCAUAAGGUUUCUCUAUUGUAGAAUGACACAUUUACUGGCCUUAAAUCCCUAAGACGUUUAUGUAUCUUUAUUAUUGCAUGUAUGAUUAUUUUAGGACUAUUUGCACAUUAUGGUCAGAACAGGAACCAUAGGCUCUUUCUGGAUAAACAAAAGUAGGAAUGUCUACAUUUUACUAAUCUGCUAUGGAAAAUAGUAAUGCAUCCGAAUAUAUAUUGUACAUAUUGAAUGGGCGCCUGGUUAUAAUCAACUUGGUCUCAGAGCAUUUAGUAUUAUUCUGUAUGUAAAUCCUGGACACUCAAUUUAGUAUAUGUUACGUUUCAUAUGGUAUGUACUAAUUUGUGAAUGUCAAUCAGCCAUUUCAUAUGAUAUGUGUCAAUUACAAUUGAUAUGAUAUGUUACAAAUCUGCAAAAUGUACAAUAUGUUGAGAAUUUGCAAAAUGUACAAUAUGUUACGAAAUUUGCUCUACGUAUAAUAUGUUACGAAUUCCAAUUAGUUGUGGCUAACGUUAGCUAGGUGGCUAAUGUUAGCUACACUAGGGGUUAGGGUUAGGAGAUAGGUUAACGUGUUAGGGGAAGGGUUAGCUAAAAGAGUUAAGGUUAGGCUUAUUGUUCAAGGAAGGGUUAGCUAAGUAGUUGGAAAGUAGCUAAAAAGCUGAAAUUGUCAGUGAUGAGAUUCACCCAUCCUUUGGGUUGCUAGACAUUCGCGUUAUACGCCCACUCAUCCACUCCGCUCAAUCACUCAUCAUCGUUUUUUGCCUUUAGUAACCUUCUGUCUUAUGUAACCAUACCAAACAUAACAUACUAAUUUGAGUGUCCCGGAUUUACAUUGACUAUGUUACGUCUAGUCUAUGAGACCAGGCUGUUAUAAGUAUUUAUAUUUUUGGGUUUAUUUAAUUUUGUCAGUAUGGACUUCUUCCUGUUUUCAGUUCAGAUAGUUUUUACUGAGAAGAUGCUGAAUGUUUUGGGAGAGGCACAGGUACACAGGCCUCUAUAUGGUUAUCUGUAUGUUAGUGUUGUAAAGCUGCAAUAUAUUCACAUAUCUUGUUUCUGUCAUUACACAUAUCACACAGAAUAUCACCAUGAGUUAUGAAGGGAAUGUGACAAAUCAAUAUUAUUCUUAUUAACACACACGCACAGGCAAGCACACCUCCGUGGAGGCUGCUGAAGGGAGGAGGGCUCAUAAUAAUGGCUGGAACGGAGCAAAUGGAAUGGCACCAAACACACGGAAACAUUAAGGUGCCAGCAACCUCUUGUGGCACAUGCAAGCAGACACACACACACAAAUUCAGGCAUCAAAAUAAUGCAAUAUCGCAUGCCUUUUUUACGACUCCAGCUGCCCCUAGCGGUGGGCUAAUCUCACUCCUUCCUCUAUUGUCCUCCAGUUGUGUGGCACAUUUUUUAUUGUAGCAUCUGCACAACGUCCCGUUCACACUCACUUAUAUGAGUCUCUGGAGCAGGAGAGAGAGCUCUUCAUACCAAGCAUAACCUAUUCAGGCUGUUUGGAAGUGUUUGUCAGACACGUUCAGCACAUAGCAUCUCCUCUGAACCCCUUUGUUUUAACCGUCUCUAUACUGUAUGUGUACUGCAGUUUUACUGUCAACCUCACGAAGCAGAUCCUCAAGUCUACCUAUACCGGAAGGUUUUUGAUCCAACCAUUCGUGCUCAACUGAUCACUUCAUUCAUUGGCUAAUCAUGUGUGGAACUUGUGACGUAGUCUCCUGGAUUUCUCUUGCAUUUCGAAAGGACUCACAGCUAUAGCAACUGUGACAUGAUACCAUAUACCUGCAUGGUUAGUCUAUGAACCGAUCAGUUGGGCAUAUUGUGGAACAAAGAUCUGCAUGAACAGGGUCCCUGCGGACCAAGUCUGGGGACUAACUGGUCUACUGCUUCCAUGUCUAACAGGCAACUUUAUAGGAUUCCGUAUUAUUUUAAAAAUCACAGCAUGAUUGAAAAAAAAGAAGAAAAUAAUUCUAUGCAAGUGUUGCAUGAAACCUGAUUGUUUCUUUUUGCAGUUCUUCUACACUUUUAAUGCAUCGAUUCUGAUUCUCCUUGUUAUUUCUAUGUAAUAUUCUUGUCGACGAUUCUGUUUGUAAAAAGGCAGUCACUCCUCUGAGUUAAAAAUUAACCACAAGUAUUAACCAUUUAAAAAGCAGAAUGCAUCUUAAAUAUGGAGUAACCUGACUAUAACGUCAGAUUAAAAUUACAACGUUAAUGAAUAAGGAGUAGUGUGGGUACAGGUGCCGACACUUGUAUUCACUAGAAACGGAAAAGGGAAAACUGUUCAGUAUUUUCUUCCCCCAGAAUUCUCUCUCAACAAUACAAAAAGAAAAAUUAAUAUUUUUUUUUAAUUGCACAAAAUGUUUUACUUUAGUAUAUGUUCUAUUGAGCACAAUUUGGAUUGGCUCUGAAGUUAUCUAUUCCCACCUGUUCCUCGACAACCUAUCAGAGAGAGGGAUUGAGCGACUUGCUAAAUGCAGCCUUGCAUGCUUUAGCUCACUUAGAGAUUUUCACUGUACUUUGGAGGAAUAUGACUUUCAAAGCGGACCAAUGUAGUAAUUGAUAAUGAAAAGGUUUUUCGAUUUAUGAAGCACAAUUUAUACAAGGGUUAUAGUUUAGUUUCCUGUCUUAUAUUCUGUAUGCAAUACAAAGCCUAACAUUGAAAGACUUAAAACGCCUUAACCCAUCUGGACUUCCUCUUUAUGUGUAAGUAGAAAAAAAAAAAAAAAAAUUGCACUAAUUUUUUUGAUGGUUGCUUUGUAAUGCAAUAACUGCACUAAAUUAUAACCAUGUAUUAUCUAUUCACCGGACUCAAUCACAGUGUGCUAGCGUGACCCGACGCUCCUUUCCUCAAUUUCUGAGACAAAACAAAAAUGUUUAAAAAUAUAUAUAUAUUUCCUGCCUGUCGCUGUAUAGAAUGCUUUCUAUUUAAGAAUAUAUUAGUAAAAAUGCUAAGUAAAAUGAGACUAAGUGAAAUAAACAUUACAUUUUAUGUACUUUUAAUGCU